AAAGGGGGAGGAGGAAAGCUCAAGAUGUCUGUCCCUCAACCAACGAUACCUACAAACGCCUAGAUCGAUCCCCUAGCAUUUUGGUUUAUGCAUUGAUUCAUCAUAUUAUCUACUCGGACGAUAUAUUAGAACCUUGGGUUGUCCUUGUCCGCUCAUUUCCUUCGGACGCAGUCGCCGCUCCCUCCUCGUUCCCUUUCGCUCUUCUUCUUCUUCUUCUUCUUCUUCUUCUUCUUCUUGUUUUUGUCACGAUGGAGGCAGUGGAAGGGAUUGUUCAUCCUUAUUUCCCGGUCGAAAGCGUGCUAUUAGGUUACGUUGCAAAUGACUGGACUGUCAAAGACAUCUUUGGCGUGUUCUUUGGUGCCAUUCUCGCAGUCGCUGUCACAACCCGGGUCGUCUCACAUUAUAUCAACCCGAAGCUCUCUGUCCGAGACCAGUGGCUCGUUGUCUGGUUUAUUUUGUCUGGGACAAUCCAUAUCGUCAUCGAGGGAUACUUCUCGCUAAACCAUCGCAACAUGCCGCCAAUGCAGGAUUAUCUUGGGCAGGGCUGGAAAGAAUAUUCGAAAGGCGACUCGAGAUACCUGACUAUCGAUCCGUUCUUGGUAUCCAUGGAAACAGUCACUGCAUUUGCCUGGGGACCCCUUUGCUAUAUAGAGGCUUGGUACACCUUGAUUGAUCACCCAUACAGGCACCCUGUGCAGGUUCUUGUGUCAACUGGGCAGUUCUACGGGGAUGUGCUCUACUUUACGACCUACCUCGGCGACUACCUCUACGAUGGGUUGAACUACUCUCGGCCGGAGGCACUGUACUUCUGGGGUUACGUCGUCGGCUUGAAUGCAUUUUGGUUCGUGAUCCCAGGAUAUUGCGUUUACCGUAGCAUGAAGGAAACAGCCCGCGCUUUUAGUGUCAUAAAGGAGUCGGCCUUGAAGUUGAAGCAAAAGUAAUCAACGUAUGAAGGAACUACGUUAAGGGUCGAGCUUUGGAACUGAAGCAGUACUUAGAAGCGAGCGCCGAAAUUCGAAUCGUUUUGGUUGACAGCAAUAGGCCUGGACCAGGUCCCGUUUAUCUCCUCCUAGGCAUAAUACACAGAACCAAAUUUUAUAAAGAACAGUGCAAAGCGGCUUGCCUAUGACAUCCGCCGAAUGAUCAUCCAAUCAGUAAUAUAUAAGUCCAGGGCAAAACUGUGUCUCAGAAAAUAAGUCGACGCAAAUCAAAGGUCCACCCCGGCUUUCUUUU
Molecule: messenger RNA, 1233 nt
Organism: Eremomyces bilateralis CBS 781.70
Lineage: Eukaryota; Fungi; Ascomycota; Dothideomycetes; Eremomycetales; Eremomycetaceae
Product: Emopamil-binding protein
Exons: 5
Coding region: 249-941 (230 amino acids)
Biological process (GO): sterol biosynthetic process
Cellular component (GO): endoplasmic reticulum; membrane
Molecular function (GO): cholestenol delta-isomerase activity; C-8 sterol isomerase activity; steroid Delta-isomerase activity
Source: RefSeq, a predicted model, not a curated record